AUGGCCCCGUGGCCCGCACCUCCUCCGCCUCCGCCUCCGCCUCCACCUCUCGCCGCGCCGCCGCCGCCCGGCGCCUCUGCUAAGGGGCCGCCGGCGCGCAAGCUGCUUUUUAUGUGCACCUUGUCCCUGUCCGUCACCUACCUGUGCUACAGCCUCCUGGGCGGCUCGGGCUCCCUGCAAUUCCCCCUGGCGCUGCAGGAGCCGCCGGGCGCCGCCGCCGAGCCCCCGCCGAGCCCGCCGCCACCCUCUCUGCUGCCGCCCCCCGUGCGCCUCGGCACCCCCUCGCAGCCGCCCGCGCCGCCGCCGGACAACGCGAGCCGCGGGGAGCCCCCGGAGCCCUCCGAGCAGCCCGCUGCCCCCGGGGCCGACGGCUGGGGGCUGGCGAGCGGCGGCGGGGGCGCUCGGGACACCUGGCUCCGGACCCCGCUGGCCCCUGGCGAGAUGAUCACUGCGCAGAGCGCGCUGCUGGAGAGGGAAGCGCAGGAGUCCAGCACCACCGACGAGGAGCUCGCAGGCCGGAGAGCGGCCAACGGGAGCAGCGAGAGGGGCGGCGCCCUCAGCACCCCCGACUAUGGGGAGAAGAAGCUGCCACAGGCGCUUAUCAUCGGGGUCAAGAAAGGAGGUACCCGCGCGCUGCUGGAGGCGAUCCGAGUCCACCCGGACGUGAGGGCGGUGGGCGUAGAGCCACACUUCUUCGACAGGAACUACGAAAAGGGGCUGGAGUGGUACAGAAAUGUGAUGCCUAAGACUUUGGAUGGACAGAUAACCAUGGAGAAGACGCCAAGCUACUUUGUGACCAGUGAGGCUCCCAAGCGCAUCCACUCCAUGGCCAAGGACAUCAAACUCAUCGUGGUGGUGAGAGACCCCGUGACCAGGGCCAUCUCUGACUACACCCAGACACUGUCAAAGAAACCGGAGAUCCCCACCUUCGAGGUGCUGGCCUUCAAAAACCGGACCCUGGGGCUGAUCGACGCCUCCUGGAGCGCCAUUCGAAUCGGGAUCUACGCUCUGCACCUGGAAAACUGGCUCCAGUACUUCCCGCUGUCUCAGAUCCUCUUCGUCAGUGGCGAGCGGCUCAUAGUGGACCCCGCUGGGGAAAUGGCCAAAGUACAGGAUUUUCUAGGCCUCAAGCGUGUUGUGACUGAGAAACAUUUCUAUUUCAACAAGACCAAGGGGUUCCCUUGCCUAAAGAAGCCGGAAGACAGCAGUGCCCCGAGGUGCUUAGGCAAGAGCAAAGGUCGGACUCAUCCCCGCAUCGACCCAGAUGUGAUCCACAGACUGCGGAAAUUCUACAAACCCUUCAACAUGAUGUUUUACCAAAUGACUGGCCAAGAUUUCCAGUGGGAACAGGAAGAGGGUGACAAAUGA
Messenger RNA from Equus quagga, 1368 nucleotides. RefSeq names its product heparan sulfate-glucosamine 3-sulfotransferase 4 (gene HS3ST4). Lineage: Eukaryota; Metazoa; Chordata; Mammalia; Perissodactyla; Equidae. Bases 1 to 1368 code for a protein of 455 amino acids. The record is from RefSeq and is a predicted model, not a curated record. Gene Ontology annotation, molecular function: [heparan sulfate]-glucosamine 3-sulfotransferase activity. The transcript is spliced from 2 exons.